GGAAGCCCCGCCUACAUCCGGGUUCCUGCUUCAAGCUGUUGAAAACACGCCACUCCGAGGACCGCGCAAAACUGCAAGAUCGGUGUUAGCCUGUUAAGAGUGAUUAGCAUAACAAUAAAAAUAUGUAAACAAAGCAAGCAAAUACCGGACCUCCUGUCAGUCAAACAUGACCGGAAGUAAGCCGAACGAAAGGUGCAGCGGCGCCUGCUCUCAUUGGCUGUAGCACAAAGUAAGGCCCGCCCUCCGUUGCUUACGACAGCAAAGGCGAGGAGACCAACUGAACUGGCAACUAACCCGGCGACCUGCCAAGCGGCUACAGUAGCCGUGACGUGUCUCCGUGGGACUACUACUUAACGAUGGAGACCAGACAACAAGAGUCUUGGGGCGAGGACUGGGGCAGCGUGGGCCCUGGAGAGGAAUGGGUUAAUCCCACAACGCACCAGGCAGAGCAGGGUUUCCUGGACUCGGACCCUCUGAGAGAAGCAGACGAGUACACGGCGUCACACAUCAUUCUGACUGAAGCAGAGCGAGAAGAAAUACAACAAGAACUGACUAGACUGGAGGAGGAGAUCAGUACUUUGAAGCAAGUGUUGGCGUCUAAAGAGAAGCAACACAGUGAACUUAAACACAAACUUGGAAUUAAUCCUCUCAUUGAAAUACGCAACAACUUCACUCGAGGAUGGCAGGACAUGCAGAGCUCUACUGCCUACAAGAGGACGUCAGAGACGCUAAACUCAGCUGGACAGAAGACCUCAGUGGCCUUCAGCACCCUGGGCAGCGCCAUCAACAGGAAGUUUGGAGACAUGAGCAUGGCUGGUCUACACUUACUGUUCCCCAGCAGGUCCGGUUCCAUUGGCUACUCUAUCACACACUCUGUCAGCAUGCCCGCCAUGAGAAACUCGCCCAGCUUCAAGUCUUUUGAGGAGAAAGUUGAGAGUACAGUGAGCACUAUCAAGACCAGAGUCGGUGGUUCGGGCACGGGUGGAAGCUUUGAGGAUGUUCUCUCCUCAGCUGCCAAGGCCAGCUCUCAGGACACGCCCAACAACGACUUGACUGACAUGCCAGAUAGGCCCCAGUAGACUAAAAUGACUCCAAACAGUAUUUAUUAAUUUGUCUUCUAACACAUUCUAAAUAUGCUGUAACUGUGCAAAGUCGUUGAUAAGAUAUUUGUAAGUGAGUGAGUUGUCUUCUGACACCUAGUGGCCACUAAUCAACAUUACAUCACAUGAGUGCUCACUUUUGUAUUCAUACUUUAUAAGAAACAGUCAAUUAUGCUGCACAACAUCUAUAUCUUAAAAUAUAUUGUAGCUCUGUUAGGUAUAACAUUUGUGUAAAAAAACAAUAGGAUGUGAUAUAAAACAUAGUUCAAUACUAACAUGCUGCUGCUGCAAGACAUUUGAAAGCUGGAUCGUGUUUUAUUCAUCAUUGUUUUCACACAAGGUUAAUAAGGGGCCACGUGCAAUAAAUUUACAGCACAUUGCACGCACAGUAACCCUCAUUUAGUUGUAUCUGAAAUUUAAGCACUCAGGAGAAUGACAUGAUGCUGAAGGAAGGAAAGAUUGCUAAAGCUAUCUGAUUGAAUAUUUAUUGUAUUAGAAUAUGAACAAUGUGGGCUCAUUAAGGUGGCACACAUUGUCCAUCCAUCCAUUUUCUACCACUUGUCCCUUUCGGGGUCGCUGGAGCCUAUCUCCGCUGCAUUUGGGCGGUAGGCGGGGUACACACUGGACAAGUCGCCACCUCAUCGCAGGGCCGGCACACAUUGUAUAGUGUAAAUGUAUUUAACAUUGUCAUAUCCAUCCAUCCAUUUUCUACCGCUUAUCCCUUUUGGGGUCACAGGGCGCUGGAGCCUAUCUCAGCUACAAUCGGGCGGAAGAACAUUGUCAUAUCCUUUUUCCUAUUGUUUGCUGAGAUGUAUUUUCAUGUCAACAUUUGAAGGUAACCGUCUUUUACAUGUUGAAAUAAAAGUGACUCUCAGGACCUGUCUUAUAAUUUGAAAAAACUUUAUUAAAGACAGCGAUAGGAUUGUUUUAACUGCGUGUCAUUACUUUCUCAACUAGUUUUAACCUGAUCUGUCAACAAUAAAGUGUUAAUACAA
Entelurus aequoreus (snake pipefish) is the source of this 2095-nucleotide messenger RNA. It is a transcript of the gene tpd52l1, whose product is annotated as tpd52 like 1. Gene Ontology annotation, cellular component: cytoplasm. The transcript has 11 exons. The coding region runs from base 357 to 1079 and encodes 240 amino acids. Gene Ontology annotation, biological process: positive regulation of MAP kinase activity; positive regulation of apoptotic signaling pathway. The record is from RefSeq and is a predicted model, not a curated record. Lineage: Eukaryota; Metazoa; Chordata; Actinopteri; Syngnathiformes; Syngnathidae.